AUGCCUAAGGAGGAUUCCAGGAAAAACAGGCAGGGAAGUGAUAGUAGCGGGGAAGAGCACAGCAGAACAAAAGGGGCAAAACAACGGAGAGGAAAAUCCUCAUUUACUUCUAGUGAUGAUGAUAGAAGUAAAGGGGAAAGGACAAAAAGGGGAGGCGUAGAAAGUAGGUCUUCCUCUGAUGAAUCGGAAGAAGGGGAGAGGAAAAGUGCCACAUCACAUAACAAAACUAAACGAGUCAAAAGCAGAAGGAUAACUCAAAAAAAAAAAUCUCCACACCGUUCGUAUGAACAUUACACUAGUAGCAGUGCUGCGUCCUCCCCAAGAAGAGGGAAGUCCAGUUCGGAAGCAAGAAUGAGAGGGAGGAAGAAGGCAAAAAUGGACCACUCCAGUAGUGGGGGGGAAUACAGUAGCGUUGAUUCAGAGGACAAGGCGUCCCAAAGGAGAAGCCCCAGCACCCCCAGUUUGAGCGCUCGCUCCGCUUCUGUUAGUAGUGGAAGCGGCCGUAGAGGAAGAAGUCAGGAGAAGCGAAGUGCCAAUUGUGUGAGAGAAAAAAGGGGAGGGAAUCGCCACAAAAGGGAAGAAGCGGAUGAAACCGAUGAAGCCGACUCACAAGCCAGCAGUGUCCGCAGUGCAAGAGGAGACAUCAGAGACAAGAUGAGUGAGACGAAGAAGGACAAAAUUAAGGGGAGAAAUAAGUCGAGCAGUGCUUCGUCAGGGGAUCCUGAUAAACGGGAGCCCCAUGAGAAGAAAAGGAGACAACAUAGGGAAGACGCUAAAGGAGGCAAAAGGGGCAUGCGAGCAAAGGAUAAAAACACAUCAAGUCAUGAGGGACACGAGAGGAAGGAACUGGACAAAAAAAAAGUGAAAAACGAGAAUAGGAAAAGGAAGCGACAUCGUAGCAACAGCAGUAGUGGCAGCAGCGGUAGCAAUGCCAGCGGAAGGUCGGAGGUGAAAAAACGAAUUCGACCUAAUGAGAGGCGAAGCGAUAAGCGAGAAAAUAGGAGCAGCGCGUCCGCCAGCUCGGGGGACACUGUCGAAAGCAGACAACUGUCCAAUCGUAGCGAAAGUAAUGACUCAGGGAGGAAUAAAAAAAAGGAUGGGAAGGACCACAUGUCGCAUGCGAGAAAGGAAAGACACGAUGAUAAAGAGCCCAAGAAGGGGAAAAGAAGAAGGCAUGAGCGGUCGGAAUCAUCCAGCUCGGGAAGCCUACGGGGACGGGGAAGGCAGGAUUCGUCUCCACGGCGUAGAAAACGCGGUGCAUCAACUCACUCAGAUGAAGCGUUGCGGAGCCGUGACUCCGGGGAUGGGACAAGCAGCAGCGGAGGCUCCUCGGACAGGAGAAAAAGGAAGAGAGGGAAAGGCACCAGGGUGAAGAGCAGCAGUAGUGCUAGCAGUGCCAGCAGCGGUAGCAGCCGUACCGAUGGCAGCUCGGUGAGCAGCUCCGAUGAAGGGAGGAAACGGAAAAAGGGGGCCAAAGCCGGUCGCAGAAAGCCCCGCCCAGCGGAGAUGGGCAACCACUCGCAGCCCCCGUUGGAUUCCUACGACCCGUUCGCGGAGGAUGAUAACGGAAACCUCGAAAUUAACGAAGACUUAAUCGAAUACGCAAAGCAGAAAAUUGCGAACGUGACGACGGAGGAUAUAGGAAGGGCAGGAGGAGUGUACAUACCGCCCUUCAAGUUAGAGAGGCUGAAGAAGGAAGUAACGAACAAGAAAAGCGCCCUCUACCAAAAGCAAGAAUGGAUGAAAUUAAAAAAAAAAAUUAAUAACAUAGUGAAUAAGGUCAAUGUAGAUAAUAUAGGAGAUGUAUGUUACGAAUUAUUUGAAUGUAAUUUGAUCCGAGGGAAAGGCAUAUUCAGUCGUGCACUGAUCCAUGCACAACUAAGCUCCCCAGCAUUUACUCAUGUCUUUGCAGCUCUGUUAUGCAUCAUUAAUUCAAAAUUUCCAACCAUAGGGUUACUGACUAUACAGCGUAUCAUUUUACAUUUUAGAAGGUCCUACAAAAGAAACGACAAAAUUGUUUGUCUCAAUAGUGUAAAAUUUAUUGCACAUAUGAUUAACCAAAGAGUUAUUCAUGAAAUCGUGGGUCUUCAGUUAUGCUCUUUGCUUUUGCAAAACAUAACAAACGACUCUGUACAAGUGUGUACUUUUUUUCUAGCAGAGGUUGGUCAGCUAUAUAUGAAUAUAUGUCGCAAAGGAAUUGAUAUCAUUUUCGAUCGACUCAAGGAUAUUAUACAAGAGGGAAAAAUUAAUAUAAAAACUCAAUAUGAUAUUGAAAAGCUGUGGACUUAUAGGAAGAAUUAUUUUCGUGAGUUUCCUACCGUCCUUGAGGAUCUAGAUCUCAUUGAUGAAGAGGAGAAAAUUGUACACGAAAUUGACCUUCUGGAUGAGACAUUUGAUACUCAGGAGGAGCUGAACAUCUUUAGGGAAGUGCCUCAUGAGCAGUACGAGGAGGAAAAUAUCGAGUGGGACAAUAUUGCCAAUGAGUUGCUACACGGUGAUGCCUCUGGCGGGGGAAGGAAAGGAAAGAGUGCAAGGAGUGUAGGGAGCGGAAGCGACGAAAGUGAUAAAAGUGAAAGAAGCGAUAGUGGCAGCGAGGGUAGCGAUGAAAGUAGCACGGACUCGGAAAAUGACCAAGGCGGGGCGCACUCCAACAGUGAUAGCACGGAUGGAAAAAGUGGCGGUACAAAUGAGGCCGAUGAUGGGGAGGAUGAGGACAAAGAAGAAAUAACCGACAUGACAGAACAGUACCUCAUCAAUUUGAGGAAAAAUGUCUACCUCUCCAUCAUGUCCUCUCUUAGCUUUGAAGAAUGUGUUCACAAGUUAUUAAAACUAAACAUAAAAAAAGGAUACGAAAUAGAAAUUUGCAAUAUGCUUAUCGACUGCUGUUGCAUGGAAAAAACGUUCCAAAAAUUCUAUGCCCUUCAGGCAGAAAGGCUAUGUAAGCUGAAAAGUAUAUACCAGGAAAAUUUCGAAAAGUGUUUUCAGAAUUCUUAUAAUACUGCUCAUAGAUUGGAGACAGCAAAAUUGAGGAACUGUGCAAAAUUAUUUGCUCAUUUGUUAUACACGGAUGCUGUGUCCUGGAGCAUUUUCCUCAACAUAAAACUUUCUGAGGAAGACACUACAUCGUCCACGAGAAUUUUCCUCAAAAUUUUACUGCAGGAGUUGACAAACAAUUUAGGCAUGCAGGCAUUUUAUCACAAAAUUAAUCACCCCGCGAUUGCGCCCUUUAUGAGUGGGUUAUUCCCGACCGACAAUGCGCAGGAUAUGCGCUUUUGCGUAAAUUUCUUCACUGCCAUUGGUUUGGGCGCCCUCACCGCAUCGAUGCGCAAGUUGCUCCAGGGAUGA
Molecule: messenger RNA, 3345 nt
Organism: Plasmodium fragile
Lineage: Eukaryota; Apicomplexa; Aconoidasida; Haemosporida; Plasmodiidae
Exons: 1
Coding region: 1-3345 (1114 amino acids)
Biological process (GO): mRNA splicing, via spliceosome
Cellular component (GO): catalytic step 2 spliceosome
Molecular function (GO): RNA binding; protein binding
Source: RefSeq, a predicted model, not a curated record